Prorocentrum cordatum is the source of this 1723-nucleotide messenger RNA. The record is from the annotation of a GenBank genome assembly. Lineage: Eukaryota; Dinophyceae; Prorocentrales; Prorocentraceae.
UCCGUAGCCAUUUUGGCUCAAGUUGAGGCUCAAGCCACCUGAGGUCUCGCAAUCAGCAGCGUGCGUCGCAAACCGGCCAGUGCCCAAUCAACCAUGCUCAGCCCGCGCGCUGGUCUUCAAGAAGGUGAAGCGGCCCCCGCCGAGCAGAGGAAGGGCAAAGGGGUGCGUCCCGACUCUGAGUGGCUGAGCUCGGCCCCCACGCGAUGCCCAACGUCAGAGCUGUUAGCUGUCGGCGAGGACCGGGGCGCCAACGUUCACGACGAGACCUGGGGCGCCACCGCGCUGCCGAGGGAUGACGGCGAACCGGCGCUCUUCGAGGCAACGCUUCUCCAGGCGCUGCGCUUCGGGAGCGGGCGCCCCCAGAUGCAGUCUGCGAUGCCAGCGUCGAGGAUGGCCCCGCUCAGGCGCCUCCGGUCCGAGGCGUUCUGGGAGCAGAAGGCGGCUGCCGUCUGGCGGCCGGCAUGCUCGCCCUGGGAGGUGGGCGUGAGGCAGCGCCGCCUGUGCCUCGACGAACGCGACUGCUUCGGGCCAGCGGCGGUCGCGACGCCUGCAGCAGAAGGCGCCGAAGGCGACGGCGCCUGCGGCAGCCCCAAGAGCUGGGCGGGCGCCAUCUCCAAGGAGUUGCGCCGCGGGGCGCGCAGGCCCGUUGCGACGGCAGCCCCGCCGCAGCGUUCGGGCCCGCUCUGAAAUGGCGCGGCCGGUCGUGCCACCCGGCUUGGAGCCGGUAGGAACCGAUACUGGGGUGAGUUGGAGUGCCGAGCUGCCUUGCCAGCGUCUGGCCGCGUCCGUGGCGAAGCAUGCAUUCACGUCUGAUGUGCGCUCCUGCUGUCUGCAGCUCCAGUGGCGCAUGAUGGCAGCCUGGAGCCUGCUGCUCCAGAAACUACUGCCACUUCGUGCCAGGCUGUUCUUUUGGCAUCCGGCGUCUAGCCGCGUCCAGGGCGAGCUGUGCACUCUGUUAUCAUAGGACCAAGAUGCUUCCAGGAUCUCCUGUGCCUCCCAUGGUUUCACACGGGCUCAGCAAACGAGGGCCGUCAGACUCUCCAGAAUUAUUGGGGCAUGUCCUGAGCCCAUCGCAUCAUGACAUACGUCUGGCCCUGUUUGAAUGCAUGACUGCACUCCUCUCGUGCGACGCGGGGGCGCCAUGAAACCGCGUCUUGGGAGCUCUCCUUCCGUUUUCUGCUCCAGUGGCGCAUCAUAGCAGCUGGGAGCCUGCUGGCCACCCAGUCGUUACAGUAGGAGGCAGGACCUGGAGGCAGCGUUGGUGGCGGCGGUGUGGGGAGGUGCGAGAUACGAGACUAUUGCCUCCAGCCUUUAAUUGUUAUCCAGUAGGUGCACCGCUGCUCCAAUUGUAUAAACCGAGCAGGCUUCCAAAGUGAUGCUGGGCAACCUGGCUGGCUGGCUGGCUGGCGUGCGAGAGCAGUGUGGCAAGCAGUUUUUUUGUUUUCGUUCCACCCUGCCCAUUUUUUCAGCCAAAGCUGUGCAAGAAGACAUGGCCCGAAUGGCGAUCGACAGGUGACCUCACAAGCGUAGCACACGUACGCUGUGCAUGUUCGGACGGUUGCUCCGCAAACGAGCCAAAUUCUUCACGCUUCGCGCAUCCCCACCAGCCCAUCUCAAAGCAGCAAGUCUUGCGAAGCAUGCGGACAGUCGUGUUUUUCAGGCGUGUUUCCGCUUGCCCCCGCAUAUCUCCCUUGUUCUUCUUUCUCCGCCUCCUUCCUUCUUG